UUCAGAGGGUCCUCGCGGAUUUGUCUUCUUCUUUCGUUGGAGGGUUUUGACCUUUCUAUGUGUGAGAAACUGGAUGAGAGCAGCUCCAGAAACAAAGUUUUGGAACUAACAUCCAGUCGUUCUCGUUAGUAAUUCCUUCGAUUCGUCACAAUGAGGGCACUGCACAGCCAAAGAAAAGAAGCAGAUACGGUCAAGAAAAAGUUUCUCAGCUUGAGAACUGGAAUGCUAUUCAUGAUGGAAUGUUCACCAGUUUCCAAGAGUCGCUUGUUCCUGGUAUGAACUGUGGAGCGUGCAGUGUUCGAUUGUUAUCCGUGUAUCGAUGUGAUGACUGUUAUGUUGGCUUCUUUCUUUGCGGCAGCUGUGUUGAAGAAGUGCAUAAACACACAUUGUUUCACCAACCAUACAAAUGGCAGGCUCGAACUUGGAAUUCAUUUGUACCCAGGGGUAGUUGUGAAAAAGUUGUCCGGAGACAUACCCAUUCCUGCUCUACAGCAUUUAUACGGCCCCUGGUCAUUGUUGAUGAUAAAGGACGAUAUCAUCGAUUGAAUUUCCGGUUUUGCCUCUGUGAACCAGUCUGUUACCCUGAUACGUCAUCACCUGUGGCCUUCGCCUCCAAAGAAACCAUGCAUGUGUUUUCAUUUCCACUUCAUGGAUUUGCGGCGGGUAAUAUAUCUUCAAGGAACAAUUCCUGUCAUGGACCUCUGUGAAGCGUUCAAGCACUUAUACAGUCCUUAUGUUCAUUUUGAAGACCCGGCAAUCCAGAAUAUCUACAGAGUCCUGAUAAAUGAAAGCUUCGAGGAAUACAGGGCUUUCAUAUACCAGUGUGACUAUCUCCGUGAUGUCUGCCCUGAUUUUGGUGAUGGAACAGUAUGUCCUGCUUGUCCAAUGGAAGAUGAUUAUCCAGUGAUAAUUUCAAUGGAUGGUAACUUUGGGCUUGUGCGGAAAAAGUCGUCUGGUGUCAGUUUUUCCGAGCCGAAGCAUGCGGGUCACUUCUUUUCUAAUCAGAGUGAGGUUGAUGAGUUUGUUCAAAAACAUAACGGAAGCAUGAAGAAUGCUGGCGACGCUUGCAGCAAUUUCAAGGGUGGAAAUACUUUGAGGACAAAUAGUCGAUACGAAAAAUUGGAUGAGACAGCAGUUUUUGGUUCGGCAUGUCGUCAUGAAGUGCCCGUCAUUAUGUUUAGCCUAAAACAUGGAGAGAGCGUUCAGGUUCUGGUAGUCUUUUAGGUUAGGUACAGUCCUCGGCGAGUUGUUGGUGUUGGGUUAACAGACGGUGAGACACUGGAAUGUCUGUGGUCCUUUUUUGCGGAGUUUCUCAAAGAUAACGAAAGAAAUGACCCCCAGUCACAGGAUAGAUGUUCUUACUGAUGCUAUGAUCUAUUACACAAACAAGAAGGUCUCAAAGAUCGGUCCGUAUCUGGCGUCAAAGCUGACGAAAGCUGAGGAUGUAAUGUCAACAACAAAAAAGUUGAUAAAGAGGGUCAAAGCAUCUUUUCUCAUCCCUGGCAGUCUAAUCAUUCAUGUCUGUUCAAGUUUAGACUUUGUGUUGUGUUUGUGGAUCAUUAUGAUCAACCAAAGAUAACAUUCAGUAAUAGAGAAUUUCCUUUUUCCUGGGCUUACAUCUGAAGCCUUGUUUUUGCCGAUGCAGUGAUAUGCAUGCUGAUGCAAAUUUCAUUUUAUUUGAGUAACCUGUCAGAAAGUCAGGUAGAACUCUGGCUUGCAGAGGCACAGAUUCCUGCUAGUUGUCAGCGACUGAGACGAGAUCUGUCCAGCAAGGCCAGUAUCUUACAUUCUGUCAACAAACACAGUGUUGAGAGGGCUGCAUCUCGAAAUGGUAAAGAAAUAAUUAUGCCGAUGGCCAGGCUAUUGCAAUUAAACUGCAGAAAAACAUCAACAGAACCAAUCGGCAUAUUAAGAAGAUGUUGGAAAUCUUCAACACAAAGGACAUGGAUGAGAGUUUACCAGAG
Messenger RNA from Lineus longissimus, 1964 nucleotides. RefSeq lists its product as uncharacterized. The record is from RefSeq and is a predicted model, not a curated record. NCBI's taxonomy places the organism in Eukaryota, Metazoa, Nemertea, Pilidiophora, Heteronemertea, Lineidae. The coding region runs from base 628 to 1224 and encodes 198 amino acids. The transcript has 13 exons.